This is a messenger RNA of Saccostrea echinata, 6554 nucleotides long. RefSeq names its product cell adhesion molecule DSCAML1-like. Gene Ontology annotation, biological process: cell-cell adhesion. Gene Ontology annotation, molecular function: protein binding. NCBI's taxonomy places the organism in Eukaryota, Metazoa, Mollusca, Bivalvia, Ostreida, Ostreidae. The transcript has 29 exons. Bases 1 to 4920 code for a protein of 1639 amino acids. The record is from RefSeq and is a predicted model, not a curated record.
AUGUUUCAAGAAUUUACAGUGAAACCAAAAAGUCAAGCUGUUAUGUACAAUGGAAGCAUAACUCUAAACUGUGAAGCCAAGCUGGUAUCUUCCCCCUUGGAACAGCUGUCCUAUGCUUGGUAUCUGAAUGGGGGACCACGUCCCCAGGGUAGCUCUAUAUUUGUCAACAACUCCCUACUUAUACAGAACAUCCAUGAGGCAGAACUAGGAAACUACACCUGUGUUGUAUCCUCAGGUGAUGGGAGCUCACAGUUAGCUGUGUCCCCUCCUGCUCAAAUCAAACAUGCAUAUAUCCGUUCAUUUGUGAUGAAUCCUAAUGGUGGGACUGUGACAGAGGGAGACACAAUAACACUGGACUGUGUUACAGGGGAGAGCUCCCCACCCCCAGGGAUCUUCUGGGAAAAAGAUGGUGUUCUAUUCAGGGGUGGAUCUCAGUACAAUGCCACCUAUAAGAGUGCCUCUUCCUUGGGUUUUGUUCAACAGUUCAGCAUGAAGUUGGUCCUAGUAGCUACUCCAGAGCACAGUGGGAAGUAUAACUGUGCUGCUAGGAACAGCAUGCUUGGAAUAACUGUUAGAAGUCUACAAGUGUUUGUAGGAGUUACAGCAUUUGAGUUUGCAGCAAGAGUUGACUUAAACUUGUAUAAGAGGGAUAUUUUGACUCCAAAGGACCAGCCCUUUAUCCUGGACUGCCCAAUAAUUGGAUACCCCACCCCAGUCAUCACCUGGAAAAAGGGCCAGGUGCCCCUUACACCAGUCACCACUAACCAUACCCUCCUGUCCAAUGGUAGUCUCUACUUCCAGUCCUUUCAGCUGGAGGAUCAGGGAUACUAUAUCUGCGAGGGGAUAAACAAACUAGGGAGGGAUACAUCACCUGACAUUGUAUUACAGGCAGCUUAUAUUGACUUUGAAUUUUCUCGACAUCCAACUUCAAAAUAUGCCAUAGCAGGCCUGCCCACAACCCUGCCUUGUUCUCCUCCUACUUCUAAUCCCCCUGCCAAAGUCACAUGGUAUAAGAACAACCAACCCUUGACCAACAAGUUUAAUAAUAACAGUAAGACCGUGUUAAUUAUGGACCCUGACAAUGGCGUAUGGGACCUGUUUAUAUCUGAUGUACAGAGAAUUCAUGAGGGGGAAUACUUCUGUGUCGCUGAGAAUGUUUUUGCUGUUCCAACAUCUAGAACAUCUAAAGUGGCCACACUUCGAGUAGGAGGAGCACCUACAUUUGUGCAGCCCCCAUUGAGCCAGUCUGUUAUCAAAGGUCAAGGUCUAGUGCUGAUUUGUCUGGUUCAAGGAGAUCCAGAACCAGAAAUAACCUGGUUGUUCAAUGGACAGCCAGUGACAGAUGGAGCCUAUACAACAGCAUUCAGCAUGAAGAACCAGGAGCUUCACAUUGCCAAUGUAAACAAAGCAUGGGAGGGCUAUUUCACCUGUAGAGCCAAUAAUUCAUACGGAAAAUCUGAGGCCAUGGCGUACGUGACUGUCAAAGUCCCGGUGGUGAUUACCAAGCCAGUGGUCAAUUUGACGGUAACUGUUAACAACCAGGUGUUCUUGCCUUGUGAAGUCUAUGGAGACCCAGCUCCAAACAUAACUUGGUACAAAGAUCAGGGCCCUCUAUCCCUCAGCAGUCAAGUUCGUCAGACAGUAGAUGGACUUUUUAUUAAUGAUGUAAACAUGACUGAUGAGGGAACUUACACCUGCCUGGCAACCAAUGAGGCAGGCACUGCACAAUCCUCAGGAAUACUGAUUGUUCAGGCUCCACCAGUAUUUAAGAUGAUCCCAAAGAAUGUUACUGUGGUGAUCGGUGGCACUGCUAACUUCAAUUGUAGUGUAGGCAGCCAUCCUGCUUCAACUAUUGUAUGGCAAUUUAAUGACACCAAUCUGCUUCCAGAUGGAGUAUUUAUUAAUCUAGACAAUAGUGUACACAUUACCACGGCAACCUGGCAACAUGUGGGAAAGUACACUUGUGUGGCAUCCAAUGUUGUUGGUUCAGAGAACAUGUCAGCAAAGCUCUCUCUCCAAGUGCCUCCAAAAGUGAAAUAUAUUCAAGGAGAUCUAAUUGUUGUAAGAAACCGGGCCACCACCCUAACCUGUAAAGCAGAGGGGAUCCCUGCCCCACAUGUCAUUUGGUACAGGCGAGGAUCCAAGAUUCUCUCCACUGCAGAUGGGAGGAUUGUAGUAACUAGUGAGAGACAACUCCUCAUUAAGGUCGCCAAUGCAGGGGAUGGAGGUGACUAUACUUGUUCUGCUGUCAAUGAAGCAGGAUCAGAUCAAGCUGAAGUCUCUCUCCAUAUUGUCCAGCCACCAUUACCACCGACUUUGUUGGACCCCAUAGCAACAUCUUCGACCUCUGUGACCUUGAGAUGGACACCGGUCACACAGAACUGGUACACAUCAGUGACCAACUAUAUAGCAUACUAUAAACAGAGACAUGAGCUGACGUACACUAAAUAUGAUAUCCUGGCAGGAGCCAAUGAUGUGUCUCAUAAUGUACAGGGUCUGCAGUCUGGGGCGGAAUACUUGUUUGUGGUAACAGCCACAAAUCAGGCAGGGGAGGGAGGGAGGAGUAACAGUAGAUCAGCCAAAACUUUUAAUGCAGAUCCAUCAAGCCCCAGAAAUGUGCAUAUUAGUAAUGUGGCAUCAAGCUCCAUCACAGUUAGCUGGGAGGUUCCAGAAAAAACUAAUGGAAUUAUUCAGAAGUACCAGAUCUGGUAUCAAAUUAGCCAAUCAAAUGAAGGGCCAGAGAAAAUUCAGGUUCGGGCUCCUACCACUUCCUACACUGUGACAGGGCUACUAGCUUACACCAAGUACCAGUUUAAUGUCAGAGCAGCCACAGUGGAGAACGAUGUUGAUCUGUGGGGAAAUUUCUCCACCAUGGUGGUCACUAGAACAGAGGCGGCAGCUCCAGGUGGUGCCCCACUUUCAGUUGAAGUGAGGCCGAUGUCUUCCACUGAAGUGCAAGUUUCUUGGCAGGCCCUAUCCAAUAACAAACAUAAUGGACCCCUGAAAUUCUACCAUAUAAGAUACAAGUCUACAGCGCCUUCUUCUGGCUUCUCGGAGGUGAAGACCGUUAAUUUUAGUGAGACUUCUGGGAUGAUAAAUAACCUUCAACCCUGGACAGAGUACGCCAUUACCGUGGAGAUGGAGAAUGUGGCAGGAACAGGUCCCCCCAGUCCAGAGGUCAAAGUUCGUACUUAUGCAUUAGCCCCUAGUAGUCCCCCAACAAAUAUCCGACUUACGGCAGUGUCCAGCAGUGUAGUCAGUAUACAGUUUAAGUUACCAGACCCCUCCACUUGGAAUAGUGAUAUUUCUGGUAUAGUAGUGGAGGUUCAGAAAGAUGGGGAUAAAUCGUCAAGGGAGGUCACUCUUCCUACAACUCCAGGCCCUCUCCCAUACAAUAUCAGUGACCUUGAACCAUGGACUUUGUACAAUGUUAGAGUUGCACUAUACACAUCUCAGGCAGACAACGGAACAGGCCCUUGGAGUGAAUGGAGGCUAGUUCAGACCCAACAGUCAGAACCAGACAAGGUUAGGCAGUUUGGUUACCAAGGAACCCCUACCAGUAUAACCGUUUACUGGUCACCUCCCCUUAAACCUAAUGGAGUCCUUGAUUUCUAUGUAGUUAAGCACUACCCUUUACCAAACGGACAGACAAACAAACAGAAUGGUCUCACGGAAUCGGCAGAAGCUUACUUGUCACCUGUUCCUUAUCCAGUUAUAUAUAAUGCCUGUGAUUCUCUGAUUGAUUUGAAUUCUUCUUUUUCAUCAAUCAUGGAUGACAUCCUUCAGGAGAUUCUAGAAAACAGAGACUCCAUCAUGAUGAACAAUUUUUCUGCAUUUGUAUUCAAUUUUAUAAAUCUUCAUUUGACAUCAAAUAAUGUCACAGAUGAGGAGAAUUUUAAUUUGAGCCUUAGUAUAAUCAGUGAUUCCUUUAGUAUACUGGAUUUGAAUGCACUGACUUGGAUAUCUGCCUGGAAUAGAUCAGUGUUUGAUCUUUGCAGUGAAUUAUUGUGGGUCAGAAAUGGUCUGAUAUACAAAAAUACCACAGCGACCCGGACUGUCUUAGAGAACCUGCAGCCCUCCACGGAAUACGUGGUGGGAAUAUCAGCCAUCAACCCCAAGGGAGAGGGCACUGUUUCAGUACAUACUGCCAAAACUGACUCUCUUCCCCCACCUCCAUCAACACCAAACACCACAGACAGUACCACCACAAACACCACCACUGCCCUUAGUAACUCCCUGCCCCAGGGUCAGGAGGACAAACUACCAGUGUACUUAGGGGGUGUGGCAGCAGGGGCUGUACUGGUCAUCUUCAUACUGGCCAUAGUUCUGUGUAUCUGCAUCAAGCAGAGAGAGAGGCAGAAUCUGGUGGCUUAUGGAAACUUUGAAACAAGGUCAUCUGAAGGGAAAUUUGGGGAAAUGCCCAGAGACAGGUCACCAAGCUUGUCAACCAAAGAUGCUUCUGAGGAUAAUAAUAACAGAGAUACUAGGCACUCCACAUCCAGAAUCCACUUUCUGGGGGAUGCAGUCAAAUAUGGUACCAACUCUACAGUAUCUGAAACACAGAGCUAUGGUCAUCUGAAGGAGAGCCAAUCAGUGGCUGCUUCCUCCACCUUCCCAGGUAUCCGAAUCCACAAACCAGACCCAACAGGUAUAGAAAAUCUGUCCUACAAGCAGGGUGUGUCUGACCCUGGGGGUGAGUGGCGACCAGACAGGGAAUCUAUCUGUGUCUCCAUGGAUCUCUCUGCGGAGGAAGUCUACUCACGGGCUUCCACACUGCAAAGGAAAGGCCAACUGAAAACAGAGAAUGCAGAAGCAAUAGCUGUGAUGAGGAAUAGUAACCUACCACUAGGUGUUGAUGAUACAGACUCUCUCAUACCUAAUGAUUCUGUAGUCAUUUUUGCAGAAAGGACUGCCCUUUGAUUUAAAAUGUAAAUUCUCAGUUUAAUAUUCAUGGCAUAAAAUGACAAACUUUGUCAAAGUUUGUUGUUCACAGCCAUAUUGAAACACAAGCUGUUUAACACAGUAUGUUGUUCAAUCAGUUCCUACCGUAUAUACUCGCCUAUAAGUCGGUCCGCCUAUAAGUCGGCUGUAUUUUUUAAGCUUAUAUUAGAGGGCUUGAAACUCUAAAAUACCAAUCUUUUUAUAACUCGCCUAUGAGUCGGAUAUAGAGUUUUGGACCAAUAUUUAACUCCCAAAAAACCGACUUAUAGGCGAGUAUAUACGGUAGUUUUAAGACUUGCAGAUCACUUAUCAUUGCUGGGUUUUUUUUAUGCCCCCAUAAUUGAAGACUUGUGGGCUUAUAGUUUUUGGUAUGUCUGUUUAUCUACAAAAACUUUAACCUUGCCUAUAACUUUUAUAUGGUUGGUGAUGGGGCUUCUAAAUUUCUAAUGUAUAUUCCUUGUGACAAGACCUUCCUUUGGGUACCAAAAUGUUUUAACUCUUGACCUUGGAGUUUGACCUACGUUUGAAAACUUUAGCCUUGGCAUUGAACUGCCAUAUAGGGCCACCAUUGUUUCACAAACACAAUUUGUUUAUACAUUACAUUAAGAUAGCCUCUCAAGUUUGCAAUUCUUGUUACUUCUCAACUUAUCACUAAAUUCUCUUUGCUAAUAAUUCACAUCAUGGUUUGUCCAUUCUUCGCUGUAUUACCUACAUAUAUGACGCCUCCAGUUGAGAUUCAGGGUGCAUUGAACAUGUUCCUCAGGUAAUUUUGAAAAGACAAAAUCACUGUUGUCAAUAUCAUGGUUGUCUGUGAAAGAACUAUGUGGUUAGACAAGAUUUCUAAAUUCCAAGUGUACUGUCUCACAAGGAAGGAGAUGACACCUUUGCUGUGAGGAAGCCACAUUAACAAAGAAAGAUAAAUUUUUUUUUUAUUUCUAGACAGUAGAGCAGUUUUUCAAUUGUCUAUGCAAGAACUACAGUAUCUGGUUCAAAACAAGGUUUCAAUAACACAAUUAUAUGGAAUUGUGUUUGUCUUCUGUUGUUUAAAUAUUGAUGUAUUUAAAUUAAGUAUUGAUUAAAGCAGAGUAAGGAAUUGAUAUUUUUAUGAAAGAUUCAUAUAUGCUGUUGUAUGAAAUUGUAAUUAAGUUGGUAAUUUUAGUUAAGUCUAUUGACAUUCCAAAAUAUUUGCAUGAUUGUAUGUAAAUAGAUUUAAGGGUUAAUGAAAUGUGUUAGCAUUCCAAAUAAUUGUAGGUUGUGUUUUACAAAGAAAAUCCACCAGAAUAAUGACCAAUAAUCAAUAUUCCUUUUGUGCUUACAAGCAUGUACACAUUUAUUGCUGACAUGAUUUUGUGUGGUUGUUUUUAUAUUUUGAUAAAAAGUGUGCUAUUGAAAUGAUGCAUUUACAUUUUCUCCAUAAUUGAAUGUCAUCUUUCUUUUUUUAACUGAUGGGCAACCAAGUAUACAUGUAUCAUUGUUGUGUAUUAGAGCACAAGUACUUAUACUUCCCGUAAUAAACACACUUUCUCUGAUGUUUUCAAAAUAUUUUAUAGCUAUAAUUAUCUUUCAAAUGUACAGAUCACUGUUAAAGUCAUAUAUGGUGUAUUUUUUAUAAA